Molecule: messenger RNA, 1002 nt
Organism: Pararge aegeria (speckled wood butterfly)
Lineage: Eukaryota; Metazoa; Arthropoda; Insecta; Lepidoptera; Nymphalidae
Product: retinal homeobox protein Rx1-like
Exons: 4
Coding region: 1-1002 (333 amino acids)
Biological process (GO): regulation of transcription by RNA polymerase II
Molecular function (GO): RNA polymerase II transcription regulatory region sequence-specific DNA binding; DNA-binding transcription factor activity, RNA polymerase II-specific
Source: RefSeq, a predicted model, not a curated record
AUGGACGUAUCUGAGGACCGAUUCUACGGCUCCCAGACGCCGGACCGGUCCGAGACCAACAGUCCGCGAUCGCAGAUGAGCAGUCCGAACUCUACAUCGUCCAUAAACGUUACCGACCAAUCCAUCUCAAUGUCACAGCAUCAGCAGAAUUUAGAGACUCUGAAUAGGAUGGGGAUGUUCUUUCACGCGCAGCAGAUGCAUCUGAAUCAAAGUUUCGACGUUGUGAAGACUAGGCUAGGCUUGACCCAAGUGCCCAACAUGAACCAGGGUCCGCGGCAUACGAUAGACGCGAUACUAGGACUAAACGGUAGCAGGCAGGCGGGGAGAGUGGCAAGUGAGUUCGAGCAGAGAAGAGAAGAGCGGGAGUGCGACGCCGUGCCCGUGUCGCCCGGCGCCGUCGAGAGUGCCGGCGAGGGCUCAUGCAACAGCAACGACGGCUUCCAGGCGCCCGCCGACGACAAGUCGGCCAGCGACGAGGAGCCCGCGCGCCCCGGCUCCGCCGCCGACAAGAAGAAGCACCGGCGGAACCGCACCACCUUCACCACCUACCAGCUGCACGAGCUGGAGCGCGCCUUCGAGAAGAGCCACUACCCCGACGUGUACUCGCGCGAGGAGCUCGCCAUGAAGGUCAACCUGCCGGAGGUCCGGGUGCAGGUGUGGUUUCAAAACCGGCGCGCCAAGUGGCGGCGCCAGGAGAAGAUGGAGGCGGCGCGUCUCGGGCUGUCGGAGUACGGCGCGCCCGUGCCGCGCCUGGCCGGCCUGGGGCUGCCCGUCGACCCCUGGCUGGCGCCGCCGCUGCUCUCCGCGCUGCCAGGGUUCCUGAGCCACCCGCCGUCGGGCUACCCGUCCUACCUCACGUCGGCCGCGCCCGCGCCGCACGCCGCGCCGCACGCCGCGCCGCUCGCCGCGCCGCCCGACCCGCGCUCGUCCUCCAUCGCCGCGCUGCGCCUCAAGGCCAAGGAGCACGUGGAGAGCAUCAGCAAGGGCCUGCAGAUGGUGUAG